AUGUUUAUAAAUCCUAUACUUUCAGGAUAUAAAGAGUGGAUACGUGAACAGGUCGGCGAUUCAGCAGAUCCAAGAGUGUUACUGAGACAAAUGGCUCCAGAUAUGCAGUUGACUGAUGCCAUCGAUGAUGAUGCGAUAUGGGAGCUGGUUUUCAAAUUCAUUAAUAACGAAAUACCCAGACGGCCCAAGCUGACAACCGUUAACACGCUAGACGAUGCCGUUGCUCUUAUUAAGCAAUCAAAGAAAAUUAUUGUCCUGACUGGUGCUGGAAUAUCUGUUUCGUGUGGAAUACCUGAUUUCCGUAGCAGAGGGGGCGUGUAUGCACGUCUUAGACAGAGAUUUCCGGAAUUGCCUGAUCCUCAGGCUGUGUUUGACAUCAAUUUCUUCCGCAAUAACCCAUCUCCGUUUUUUGAAUUUGCAAAGGAAAUUUAUCCCGGGCAGUUCAAACCAUCUCUCUGUCACAGGUUCAUUAAAACAUUGGAAGAUGAAAACAAACUUCUGCGAGACUAUACCCAAAAUAUCGACACUUUAGAACAAACGGCUGGAAUCAAAAAGGUCAUAUAUUGCCAUGAUAUCUUUAAUCAGGUAAUACCUGAACUCAACGUUCCAUGUUCUAUUAUGAAACCGGACAUAGUUUUUUUCGGCGAGAGCUUACCACGUGAAUUUCACGAAUGCAUUGCGCGAGACAAAGAAGCUGUCGAUCUCUUGGUCGUUAUGGGGUCUUCAAUGAAGGUUAGACCAGUGGCGUUUAUUCCAGAUUCAGUUCCGGGCCACGUUCCUCAGAUAUUCAUUAACCGUGAACCACUGGAUCACAUGAAGUUCGAUGUUGAGUUAUACGGCAAUUGCGAUGACGUGGUCAAUGAACUGUGCGCUCGACUCGGCGGAAGCUUCGCAAAGCUGUGCUUUAGACAGAAGCGUCUGACUGAAUGUCGAGAGGUACACGUCGAUUCGAACGGCAGUAAAUAUGAUGGAAUAGCGGUGGCCAAGAAGCGCAAGGUGAUGCCAGAGGUAGGAUCGGUCGACUUGGAGAACGCAGAAAAAAUCCCGCUGUUUUCCACCAUUUUCGACGAUGCCGUUUCUGAGGGCGAAAGUCCAACUUCGUCCCUUAACAGUGAUGAGGUUUCUUCCUCGUCGCAGAAUGAUGUUCGCACCAAAGAUAUAAGAAACCUUACGGCAGUUUCUGGCAGUGACUACUGCAACGGCAGCGGCAGCAGCAGUAGUGAUUCCGAAGAUAGUGACCUGACCGAUGUUGGAACUAAGUGCGAAGCUCGUUCCUUGCCAUUGGGAAAUAUUGCCAGUGCUUUGCCAGGUAAAGGAUCACGUCGUUAUCUUCCUUGA
Messenger RNA from Soboliphyme baturini, 1338 nucleotides. The record is from the annotation of a GenBank genome assembly. Lineage: Eukaryota; Metazoa; Nematoda; Enoplea; Dioctophymatida; Soboliphymatidae.